Molecule: messenger RNA, 4690 nt
Organism: Nerophis lumbriciformis (worm pipefish)
Lineage: Eukaryota; Metazoa; Chordata; Actinopteri; Syngnathiformes; Syngnathidae
Product: phosphatidylcholine translocator ABCB4-like
Biological process (GO): oligopeptide export from mitochondrion
Cellular component (GO): mitochondrial inner membrane
Molecular function (GO): ATP hydrolysis activity; ATP binding; ABC-type oligopeptide transporter activity
Source: RefSeq, a predicted model, not a curated record
CUCUGAAUGUGGGGACGGGACACCGGCAGAAGGAAGUGAAAAACAGUGGUGUCCAACCAAGCCAAGAUGGCGUUGUGCAGCAAGCAGCGUGCAAACUAUCUGAGUACGUAGGAGGCCAAGAUCUUGCAAAAAGCAGAAGUGUUCCAAUCAAGCCAUAUGGAGAGCAGGGGGAGGAGUAAAGGUGUGUUUAGUUUGUGAGCGAGCCAACUUUGUCACACACUGGAGCCUGAACAUCGGAUGCAAAGGACAGAGGGACUCAGACAGAACUACUAACAUUGUCUUGCUGUGAAACAUACAAUAUUUCAACUUGCAUCUUCCCAUAAUAAGAGUAGGCAUGGCUGAAACAGACAAGUUUCGAAAUGAUGCAACAGACUGCCAACAAUAUAUUUGUUUAAGGGAUCUCAAAAAUGAGGCUGACAAAGGUAAAAAGACAAAAGACCAACCACCAACAGUCCCCAAAGUUGGCUCUAUUGAAGUGUUCAGGUUUGCAGACGGCAGAGACAUUGUACUAAUAGUCUUUGGGACCUUAAUGUCAGUGGCCCAUGGAUCAGCCAUGCCAUUUAUGUCUAUUGUGUUUGGGGAAAUGACGGAUACCUUCAUACAUCACUCUGUACAUCAAAUCAACACCAGCGACCACAAUUCCACCUCCAUGAUUUUUAACGCAACCUUUCAGGAGGCGAUGGCCACCUAUGCUGUCUAUUACUCCAUCAUAGGGGUCUUGGUGCUGGUGGCUGCCUACAUGCAAGUUGCCUUCUUUACAAUAUCAGCUGGAAGGCAGGUCCAACGCAUUCGCAAGCGUUUUUUCCACAGUGUCAUGCGACAGGACAUUGGCUGGUUUGAUGUCAACGACUCAGGGGAGCUCAACACACGUCUCACAGAAGAUGUCUACAAAAUCCAAGAAGGUAUUGGAGACAAACUGGGGAUGUUGCUCCAAUCCAUGUCCACCUUCAUCUUUUCCUUUGUUGUUGGCCUAAGCAAAGGAUGGAAGCUCACUCUGGUCAUCCUGGCUAUCUGCCCUGUGUUAGGUCUUACAGCUGCACUUUUCAGUGGGAUGGUGACAUCAUUCACAUCUAAAGAACAGGCUGCCUAUGCUAAAGCGGGGUCCGUGGCACAGGAGGUACUUUCUUCGAUCAGAACUGUGUUUGCCUUCAAUGGUCAGCAGAAAGAGAUUGACAGGUAUCAAAAGCACUUGGAGUACGCUAAGAAAAUGGGAUUAAAGGCAACGCUAAGUGUAAAUGUUAUCAUGGCGUUCACUUUCAUGAUGUCCAACGUGGCUUUUGCUCCAGCCUUCUGGUAUGGGAGCACACUCGUUCUGAGUAAUGAGUACACUGUGGGAACUGUCCUUGCAGUUUUAUUCACUGUGCUUCUUGGAGCGUUUGCAUUGGGUCAGUCAUCACCUAACAUCCAAUCUUUUGCCAGUGCUCGAGGAUCUGCAUACAAGGUUUACAAUAUCAUUGACAAUAUACCGAGUAUUGACAGUUAUUCGGAGCACGGCUACAAACCUAGCUUCAUAAAUGGAAACAUUGAGUUCAAGAACAUCCACUUUAACUACCCCUCAAGGCCAGAAGUCAAGGUAUUAAACAACUUAUCCCUGGUUGUAAAGAGUGGACAGACCAUGGCUUUAGUAGGAAGCAGUGGCUGUGGAAAAAGCACCACAAUCCAGCUGUUGCAGAGGUUCUACGAUAUUCAAGAGGGAUCUAUAUUUAUUGAUGACCAUGACAUCCGUUCUCUCAAUGUCCGCUAUCUGCGAGAGAAGAUUGGUGUUGUGAGUCAAGAGCCAGUCCUUUUUGCCACCACCAUCGCAGAGAACAUUCGAUACGGACAAAUCGACGUGACGCAGCAGGAGAUAGAGCAAGCUGCUAAGGAGGCCAACGCUUACGACUUUAUAAUGAACUUUCCUGAUAAGUUUGAGACACUGGUUGGGGAUCGAGGGAUUCAGAUGAGUGGAGGACAGAAGCAAAGAAUCGCAAUUGCUCGAGUGCUUGUCCGUAACCCCAAAAUACUUCUGCUGGAUGAAGCAACAUCUGCUCUUGAUGUUGAGAGUGAGACUAUGGUACAAUCUGCACUGGACAAGGUCAGACAGGGUCGGACCACCAUAAUUGUGGCCCAUCGCCUCUCGACUAUCAAAAACGCUGAUAUCAUUGCUGGCAUACAAAAUGGAGAGGUUGUUGAGUUGGGGACUCAUAGUCAGCUGAUGGAAAAACAGGGUGUCUAUCACACUCUCGUCACUAUGCAGACAAUUCAAAAAGCAGAGGAGAAGGAUGAGUUUCAGCAGCAUGAAAAUACACCACUGUCAAUAACUUUCUCAGAAUCUUCUUUGCAAAAAAGGAAGUUUUCCUCUGCUGACUCAGAGGGGAAAAAAGAAGAGAAAGAAACGUUGGUAGAUGCUACAGAAAAGACAGUGGAUGUAGAAUUGGAUGAAAAAGUUCCACUUGUGUCAUUCCUCGAAGUGAUGCGUUUCAACCUUCCCGAAUGGCCUUACUUUUUGUUUGGAAGCAUCUGUGCUGCACUCAAUGGAAUGAUGCUGCCUACAUUCGAUAUCAUCGUCGCCAAGUUCGUUGUUGUGUUUUCGACUUCUGAUCAAGAGGAGAUCAGAAAAAACUCUGUCUUCCUUUCCCUAAUGUUUGCAGUUAUUGGAGUUGCAUCUUUUUUUAUCGUAUUUCUUCAGGGUUUCUGUUUUGGUAUAUCUGGACAGAACCUGACUAUGAAACUGAGACAAGCGUCUUUCAAGGCCAUGUUGAGGCAGGACCUUGGCUGGUUUGAUAACCCCAAUAACAGUGUUGGCGCUCUCUCAACAAGGCUGGCCUCUGAUGCUGCUCAAGUACAAGGGGUUACGGGAUUACGUUUGGCCGCCGUCGUCCAAAAUAUUGCUAACCUGACAACCUGUCUGAUUGUUUCCUUUUUGUAUGGCUGGGAACUAAGUCUGCUCUUACUAGUCAUAGGUCCGGUCAUGAUAGCGGGUGGAAGUGUGCAGGCGCACUUGAUAGCUGGGCACACUAGAGAGGACAUGAAGGAGCUGGAGAUGGCUGGAAAGAUUUUUACAGAAGCCACUGACAAUAUCCGUACUGUUGCAUCUCUGACCAGAGAGCCAUUGUUUGAAUCUUUGUACCACAACAACCUCAGCGUUCCAUUCAGGAACUCCCACAUAAAAGCCCAUGUGCAGGGUGUAGCCUUUGGCUUAUCCCAAGCCAUACUAUACUUUGCUUAUGCAGGAUGUUUCUACUUUGGAGCUUGGCUUAUUGACAAAGGACGAAUGAAUGUUGAGGGAGUUUUCUUAGUUGUUAUGGUGCUUAUAUAUGGUGCUAUAUCUGUUGGAGAGACCAAUGCUUUCACUCCAAACUAUGCCAAAGCCAAAAUAUCAGCCGCUCGUAUUAUGGUGCUUCUGAAAAGACAGCCAGCUAUUGAUAAUCUCUCAGAAGAAGGACAGACACUGGAGCAAUUUGAUGGCAACGUGCAAUUUGAGGGUGUCAAGUUUAACUACCUUUGCCGCCCUAAUGUAUCUGUCCUACGAGGGCUGAACCUGAAGGUGUGCAAGGGAGAGACAUUGGCACUGGUAGGAAGCAGUGGCUGUGGAAAAAGCACAACCAUCCAACUUUUGGAGAGGUUCUAUGACACCACGCAUGGAACAGUGAUGCUUGAUUCAAAGAGUGUAAAAGAGCUGAACAUCCACUGGCUGAGGUCUCAGAUAGGUAUUGUGUCCCAGGAGCCUGUGCUGUUUGACUGUAGCUUGGCUGAAAACAUCGCCUAUGGAGACAACAGUCGCACUGUAACUAUGGAGGAGAUUAAGGCAGCUGCUGAGGCAGCCAACAUUCACAGUUUCAUUGAAAACCUGCCAAAUAAGUAUGACACUCAGGCAGGCGAUAAGGGGACCCAGCUUUCAGGUGGUCAGAAACAACGAAUAGCCAUAGCCCGAGCCAUCCUCCGUAACCCCAAACUGUUGCUUCUGGAUGAAGCCACGUCUGCACUCGACACUGAGAGCGAGAAGUUGGUGCAGGAAGCAUUGGACAAAGCAAGGCAGGGCAGGACAUGUAUCGUUAUAGCCCACCGUCUGUCCACCAUCCAAAACGCGGACCUCAUUGCUGUCAUUAAGGAUGGUUUGGUGGUAGAACAAGGAACACAUCAACAACUGUUAGCCAAAAAGGGAGUCUAUCACAAGCUGGUCACGACCCAGAUGGGUCAUGGAUGGGAAGACACACAUUAAGACAAGUCAUAAUUAAGUUGAAAUGUAUUGCUUGAAUGAAAAGACAGACUGGGGCUUAUCGUUUCAGUUAAACAGAGUGUAUUUGCUACGAAUGCGUUUUUCUAUUAGUCAGUCCCUCCAGGAUUUUGCAAUGUUGCGCUCGCGGCAAUUUUCGCAAAUUCAACCAAUCCCUGCAAUUUCCCUGAACUUUUUCGCCAAUCAAAUUUGUCCAAGCAGCACUCAAAUGCAACACAACUGUCUAACCAAUCAAAUGUCUCCGUGCAACGCCAGACACCUUCACUUCCUUAUUUCAUUGACAGAGAUUUAUUUUAACUUUAGAAACCUGCUCGGGAAUGUCUGAAAUAAAGCAGAUAUCAAGGCAUAAUAAUAAUUUUAAUAACAAUUAACGAUAAAAGAAAAUAAGACAGACUUUUGUGGCGAUUUUUUUUACAAACUAUGCAAAAAUGUUUGUGAAUUGGUCAUGUGUAUAAAAUAUGCUAGCAGAGUGUG